AUGAAAACCUCCGCAAUUAUUCCACAACUAAAACUUCCCUGUCGAUUCAUAUCUGGGGUUCGAAAGACAAACAAGGAAUCGUACGCAAAAUGCGAUAUCGGCGAAUCACCGCUGGAAUUGAAGACGGGACAUCUCGCCAGAUUCGCCUCGGCCGCUGUCGUCGCUUCGACAGGAGACAACGCGAUCAUGGCGACGUGUGUGCAGGGAAAACGGCAAGGUGACGGCAACGGCACACCGCUGACCGUUGAAUAUCGCCCAAGCGCCGCCGCCGUCGGCCGAAUCCCAACAAAUUUCCUUAGAAGGGAGCUGAGCCAGUCGGAAAACGAGAUUUUGCUCUCUCGAGCCAUCGACAGAUCGCUGCGGCCGCUAAUUCCCGCAUAUUCCUAUGAGACUCAGAUUAUUUGCAAGCCGCUAGCUUUAGAUGAAGAUGGUGAUCAGCUGAUGCUUGGAAUCAACGCUGCUUCAACAGCUCUCCAUGUUUCAGAGGUACCGUUCGAUGGACCAAUGGCCGCAUUGAGAAUUGUGAUGGACCCACAGGGAAAUAUUCACGUGAAUCCGUCGUCGGAGAAGACGAAGAAUGCGAUUCUGAAUCUGAUCGUCUCAAUGAAGAGCUCCGAGAAGACCGUGAUGAUUGAGAUGGACGCCAACGAGGUCUCACUCGAAAAUAUCGAGCAAGCGAUGGAUGUGGCGUUCAGAGACGUCGAAAAAGUGCUCAACGCGAUGGAUUUGAUGAAGAGCAAUGUGCAAAACGACAAAAUUGAGAUCGUUCCCCCAAAUCACGAUAAGCUUAUGGAGAUCAUCGAAGGAUUGGCGCGAGAGCGGAUCUACUACGUCAUGACCGAUUCAACACAUGACAAAGUCUCAAGAGACAACGAAAUCAAGAAUAUUCUCGACGACAUUCUGAAAUCCAAUGUGUUGGCCGACUUUGAAUACCUCAACGUCGCCAACUGCUUCUAUUCGCUCGUCAAAAACGUGCUCCGCAAUUCGGUAUUGACGUCGGGGAUCCGAUGCGACGGACGAAGAAUCGACGAAUUCCGGCCGAUCUCGAUUCAAAUUGAUAUGUACAAAAAACUUCAUGGAUGCUCGCUGUUUCAACGAGGGCAAACGCAGGUCAUGUCGACGGUGACAUUCGACAGCCCAACCGCGGCAUUCCAUCCGGAUUCGGUUGCUCAACUGCUCGGCUCGCAACGCAAAAAAUCAUUCAUGCUUCAUUACGAGUUUCCGAGCUACGCGACAAAUGAGAUCGGCGCGUCGCGAUCGGCGAAUCGACGCGAAAUCGGGCACGGCGCGCUCGCCGAAAAGGCGCUCAAAGACCUUGUGCCCAAUGAUUUCCCCUAUGCGGUUCGGCUUGCGUGUCAGGUGCUCGAAUCGAAUGGAUCGUCCUCGAUGGCGUCGGUUUGUGGUGGAUCAUUGGCGUUGUUCGACGCGGGAGUGCCGAUGAAGAAUGCGGCCGCUGGUGUCGCUAUUGGACUUGUCACUGAUGAGAAUCGACCCGAAUCUAACUAUAAAGUGCUCACUGACAUUUUGGGAAUCGAGGAUUACGCCGGCGACAUGGAUUUCAAGAUUGCUGGCACGAAAACUGGCUUCACCGCGGCGCAAAUGGACGUGAAAAUCGGCGGAUUGACGAGAAAACAGCUUCGUGAGAGCUUGGAAGCCGGAAGGGCUGGAAUCGAUCAUGUUUUGAAGAAAAUGAAUGUGAUGAGAGAUCGGCCAAGAGAACAAUUCAAAUCGAGUGUGCCGAUCAUCGAAUCAAUGCGAAUCGAGCCCCAUAAACGGGCAAUUUUGUUCCGAAACAAUGGAUUUAAUUGUAAGCAGAUUGAAGCCGACACCAACGUCAAAAUAAUGGCUGAAGAUGAGCACACGAUCUCAAUGUUGGCGCCGACAAAAGAAAAACUACAAAAUGCGAAAGAUUUGAUGAAAACAUUGAUGGAGGAUAAUGAGAAGUUGGAUUACACGUUUGGCUCGAUAUUGUCGGCGGAAAUUGUCGAGAUUAUCGAACGCGGAAUCUAUGUGACUUUGCCGGGAAGCUUGAAACGCGUGUUCAUUCCGAACAACCAUCUGAGUUUGACGCCAAUUCGGCAUUCUGAAGUGCUCGGGCUCAAAGUUGGCGAGAAAAUCGCGGUGCACUGGUUCGGACGAGACGAGCAGACCGGAAAUAUUCGAUUGUCGAGAAAAACGUUGGCCGGAAGCUCGCCGAAAAUGGUGAACUCGAGAAAAUAA
Molecule: messenger RNA, 2220 nt
Organism: Caenorhabditis bovis
Lineage: Eukaryota; Metazoa; Nematoda; Chromadorea; Rhabditida; Rhabditidae
Source: the annotation of a GenBank genome assembly